AUGGCUGCGCUCCCCGCAUUUGGGGGCCACAGUCUGGUCCAGCUGGGUGAGAUUCUCGAUCGCUCACUUGAUACAAGGCUUGGACGCGACCUCUCAAGCACCCCUGCAAACCUCUCACGCGUGGUCUACAUCCCAAGACACAGGGACAUCACUGUCCAUCUUCCACUGUACGAUGUGUCGAACACCUACUUUGAUGCCGUCAAGAAGGAGCCGAUAGGAAGCAGCAAGUACAAGCUGAACCUUGCCAUGAUGAGAAGGCCAAGCGGAGAUGGAACGGAUGCCGAGGUGCGCUACCUCGUUGAUUUUCAGGAGGAUGCCAAAGAAAAGACUGUGGUAGUUGAGCGCAGAGUUCCCACACAUAACGGGGAAAUAGUCAGCAUGACUUUGCCGAAGGAAGGAGACGGUAGCUUCCAAGUCGAGCCGUUGAACACGGGCUCUAAUACCCGCCUGUCGCUUCACAGCUCAUUCCCUGUGCCCGACACGAAGGUAGUGGAGCAGCAAGUUCGACACCCCUGGUUCACGAUAUCUCAUCGGACAAACACUAGUGCGAACGCACAAACUUCAAACCUGAAAUGGCAGACAUGCCCCAGGGAGCACGGCGCUCUCCGAUACACGCUCGUCGACACAAGCGUAGAGCCUACAGAUGGCAAGCCAGUCGUGCACGCCAUUUAUCACCACGCUGGAAUCGCUUUUGCCCUACCUCACGACUACAGCGAAGGCGUUCUUCUCCUAUCCGGGGAUCUCAAUGAUGAAGCAGAGGCGUUGGCUGUCACGACCCUGCUGGGUCUGCUGGAACGAGUUCGCCAGGUUAACCAGCCUGCACCCCGACCGAGAAAGAAGUCUCUAGUGAAGAGGGUCCUGGGAAAGAUUUGA
Molecule: messenger RNA, 873 nt
Organism: Colletotrichum gloeosporioides
Lineage: Eukaryota; Fungi; Ascomycota; Sordariomycetes; Glomerellales; Glomerellaceae
Exons: 2
Coding region: 1-873 (290 amino acids)
Source: RefSeq, a predicted model, not a curated record